This is a messenger RNA of Frankliniella occidentalis (western flower thrips), 5142 nucleotides long. RefSeq lists its product as uncharacterized. The record is from RefSeq and is a predicted model, not a curated record. NCBI's taxonomy places the organism in Eukaryota, Metazoa, Arthropoda, Insecta, Thysanoptera, Thripidae. Gene Ontology annotation, molecular function: DNA helicase activity; ATP hydrolysis activity. The transcript is spliced from 12 exons. Gene Ontology annotation, biological process: telomere maintenance; DNA repair. Bases 1 to 5142 code for a protein of 1713 amino acids.
AUGGAAUGGGCUCAGAGGUCUGGGUGUGUUGAAGUUUUAGAUGUUCAUCCAUCAUUGCUGUAUAAACACUUUUGGUUUUGUGAUUGUCAUUUUGACAAUGACCAGUAUGUGGAUCCUAAUAAGAGGAAGCGAACGAAGUGGAAGGCUGUCCCGAUGUUUGUUAAAGAUUGUGCAUUGACAUAUGACCAGUUAAUUGGGUACUGUUUAAAGUUCAAUAUUGGAAAUGAGGUACUUGAUAAAUUAAAAGGAGUCAAUGAAGAUACGGACACUGCUUCUGAAGAGGAAACUGUAUCUAUUGAAUGCAAUAGAAGCACCAUGAACUUGGAUGAUGUAGUGCCCAAUAAGAGAGCAAGGUUUGACAUUAUAACUGCUCCAUCAAAUGUUGUUGUUCAUGAUCAUGGGUACUAUGGUACAAUGGUUCAUGAUCAUACGAGUGUUGAUUCUGAUACUGACACUGCAUCAUCAGAGGAAGACAUUAUGUUGGUAUGCGGUAAUGGUUCAGAAACUGAAAAUGAUCACAUACCAUUUUCAGUAUUUCCUGAUGAAGUUGUUGUUAGCAGUGUGCAUUCUCAUGAAGAUCCAUGUUUGAAUACUUCACAGAGGAUAAAGAAGAGGUGUUUUGUCUUAAAUUGUGAUCAUAAUAAUACUGAUUCACAUAUGUAUUCUUUUCCUAAAGUGUGGAGAAUUUUAAAUGGUCAAAGAAUGUUGGAUGAAUUUAAUCGGUGCAUAUCGUGGAUGAAGGCUUGUGGUAAUAAGAAUUUGAAAAAUGUUGAAGACAUGUAUAAGUUUUGGGUAUGUGAAAACCAUUUUGAACAUGGUGAUUUUCAGAGCUGUAUGAGGAAGAAGCUGAGGCCCAGUGCAGUUCCUGUUUUAAAUCUUCCACCCAAAUUAACAGAUUCUGACAUUGUUUUAUUUUUGUCUGAACAUGCUGUAGAACAUGGCACACAACAUAAUGAUGACCAAAACAACACUGAUAUUUUAAGUAGACUGCAUCCUCCAAAAGCUAGAGAGGCUGCAAUGAAAUUUGAGAAAGAAAUGAAAGACCUGGACUGGCAUACAUGUGACAUCUGUUUUGAGAAAUUUUUGCACAGACCGACUUUGAAUAGAAAUAAAACUCAUAGAUCAAGAAAAUCGUGUUGGAAAUUUUGUCAAGGUAAUUUGAUGCAUCCAGGUGAAGUUCCUCCUGAGCUUCAAGAUUUGUCUUUUGUGGAAGAGCAAUUGAUUGCCCGUAUUCAUCCAGUCUUAAGUGUGUAUAAGUUGAAGGGUUGUCAGUACGGAUAUUCAGGUAAUGUCAUCAAUUUUGCUCAAGAUGUUAGUCAUUUUGCAAGUCAGCUGCCACACCGUAUUGAGGACAUUUCAUCAAUAAUAACUGUGAAAUUUGAAACUUCUCAUGGUGAUGUUAUUGAUUUUCGAGUAAGAGCUAAGAAAGUUUUGAAUGCUUUAAAGUGGUUGAAAGCUAAUAACAAGCACUAUGAGCAUAUAGAAAUUUCAUCUGAAAAUCUUAAUCUUUUACCUGAAGAUGGCAAUGUACUUGAACAAAUUUCUACUAUGGACAUUGAUAGGAGUAAUGAUGUUGAUGAAGACAAUGGUGACAUUGAACAAGAUUUGAAUGAAGAAUGUAGAAAUGUUAGUAACAUUCAAAAUUUUGAAACUUCAGGAGUUUUAUCUAAUACAAUUGAGAAUCAGGAUAAUCAAGUUGAAUCAUCAUUCAAUUGGCCUGUCUUAAGCAGUGAACCAGUGAAUGAAUUUAAUUCAUCGUUUGUGAUGUGUGCUUUUCCUACACUAUUUCCAUAUGGCAACUGUGAUUUACAUGAAGAAGGUCGUAGCUUGAAAGUAAAGCUUCAUGAAUACAUGAAACAUUUCAUGAAUUUUCAUGAUCAAAGAUUUGCUCAACAUAAAACUUUUAGGUUCUUUGCCUUCAAUAUGUGGAUGCGUCACAGUGCUAUUGCUGAUGGUAAUGUGUAUGUGAAGAAAAACAAUGAUAUAGCACAAAUGAAUGUUAGUGAUAUGAAUCAGUUUAUUCAAGAAAAUCCAUCUGAAUUACAUAAACUUAUGUUUAUUGGUUCUAAUUUAAGAGGUUCCAAACCCUUUUGGAAGAGCCGCUGUGGGGAGUUGAAAUCUAUGGUGGAGCAGCUUGGUCUGCCUACAAUAUUUUUGACUUUAAGUGCUGCUGAUUUAUAUUGGCCAGAUUUGUUUAGGUUGUUGUCUGACAAAAAUUUAGAAUCCAUUUCUAUGUUUGAAAGGCGCAAAUUACUACAAAAUAAUCCUUUGGUGGUUGACACAUUUUUUAAAUACCGCAUAGAAUGUUAUAUUGAAAAUGUGUUAAAACCUGUGUAUGAUGUUGAAGACAUGUGGUAUAGGAUUGAGUAUCAACACAGAGGUUCACCGCAUUUACAUGGAUUAUUUUGGUUAAAAGGAGCCCCAGAUGUUUCAAAAUAUCAAAGUAUGAAUCUUUCAGAGAAAGAAGAAGUACUGAAGUACUAUGAAAAUCUAGCAACUGCUGUUAUACCUGACAACAAUUGUGUAUAUCCUGAGCAGCACCCAGCUGAAAUUUUUUUCAAAGAUAUUAUUGAUGAUAAUAUUGAUCUUUCCCAAGUUCUAAAAAAGAUGCAGUUCCAUACAAAAUGUCGAAAGGGUUAUUGCUUAAGGCAAAAUAGAAGAACUAAAAAAUUGGAGUGUCGUUUUAAAUUUCCAAUGGAUAUAAAUGAUCAUGCUGAGAUUCGUAUAGUAGAAGAUUCUGCUGAAAUUGAAUUCAUACCUCAGAGGAAUCACCCACAUUUGAAUAAAUUUAAUCCAUUUAUAAUCCAGUCCUGGCGUGCCAACAUUGACAUGGCACCUGUUUUAUCUAAGAGAGCUAUUCUUGAUUACAUAGCAAAGUACAUAUCCAAAAGUGAAGUACAUUCAGUAGCACUAGCAGAUAUUUGUAAAUCAGUUUUUAAUUCAGUACCAGGUCAUGACAAUGCAAAAAGAGCUAUUUUCAAAAUUUUAAUUAAGAACUGUGUUGAACGUGAUGUUUCUGCCCAAGAAGUUUGCCACAUUCUUAUGGGUCACAAGCUACAUUCAGCUGGUGGCCGUGAUUUUGUUGUGGUUAAUACAACUGAGUCGGAUUGGAUUCCCUUGGAACACAAUGAAAAUGUGAAAGUUGGAAGAAGCAUCUUACAGAAGUAUUGUGAACGUCCUGAUCAUCUUCAACAUUUAACAUUGUGGAAUGCAGCAAAAUUCUACAAUUGUACUGCUUGGAAGAAACUGAAAAAAAAAAGUAAUGUUGUUAGAGUAUUUCCUAGAUUAAAUUUAUGUGAUGAUGAGCAGAAAAAUGAAGGUUUUUAUCGACAGAAGGUGUUACUAUAUUCAGAGUGGAGAAGUGAAGGAGAUUUUAACCUUGUAAAUUCCUCAUGGAAAAUAUUGUAUGAGUCUAUUAAUAUUAACAGGAAUGUAGUUGAUUUAGGUGUUGUAUCAGCACCUGAUGAAGAUUUUGUUGAAGAAGAUGCUGAAAAUACAGCUUGUAGCAAUGAAGACUGGAUGAUUGCAUCAAGAUUGACUAAUAACCAAAGCACAAUUGAAAAUGUUGAGUUGGGAAGGAGGGAAACUGAUAUUAAUUAUGAUUGGACCUUGGCUACUAAAAAAUAUGAACAGUAUGGUGAUUUGAAGUAUUUUGAAACAUUUAUUGAAGAUCAAAAGAAACAGGAUAAUAAUUUACAUAUUGUAGAAGAAGAGUUACCUACUGUAGUUUUCAGUGAAGAACAAGAAAAAGUAAAAAGAAUAAUGGAUGAUCAAAUACAUGAUAUUCUUCAUCCUGGUGAAAAUAAUUCAACACCUAAACGUAUAAUUGUACAGGGGAAAGCUGGUUCUGGGAAGAGUUUGUUGAUUCGAUAUUUAACAUCAAAUUUAAGGAAACAAUUUGGUGCUAAUAGCUUCCUUUUACUAGGCCCAACAGGUGUUUCAGCAGUUAAUAUAGGUGGAUCUACUGUGCAUUCUACAUUUAUUAUACCACCCAAUCGCAGCAAUUUUAAAAAUCUGUCAGGAGAAAAAGCCAGAUUAUUUUGUGAUAUGUUCAAAAACAUUAAAUUUAUCAUCAUAGAUGAAUAUUCUAUGUUAGGUUCUGCGAUGAUGGGUAUGAUUGACAAACGAUGCCGAGAAGGAUCUGGUAUAGUAAAUGAGCCAUUUGGAUCAAUCAAUAUUUAUUUAUUUGGUGAUAUUCGUCAAUUGCCACCUGUAAAGGAUUCGGCCCUGUAUUCCACCAUCAAGCAUAGUGAUGUCAAUUUUGAAUUGAAGCAGCAUGGGAAAAAUGCAUUUGAUUCUUUUCAAGUUCAUUUAGUUUUAAAAAAAUGUUUUCGCCAAAAUGAUGAAACUUUUAAAAAUUUAUUAGACCGUGUUAGCAAUGCUUCAGUUACAAAAGAGGAUUUUUCAAUGCUUCGUAGAAGAUUUUCAACCAAUUUGUCAUUGCAAGAGAAAAAUCAAUUUAGUGAUGCCAUUCGUUUAUUUUCCAAAACUGAGUUAGUUGACGAACAUAAUUUGAAAAAACUUCAAGAGUUGAAAGAUUGUGAUGGUAAUCUUGUUCCAAUUGCUCGCAUCCCUGCAAACAAUAAUGGAAAAGCAUCUAAAAUUCAAGAGGCAGAAGGCUUACAAAAUAUUUUAUAUUUAGGAAAAGGUACAAGAGUUAUGUUAAAAACAAAUUUAUGGACAGAGAAAGGUUUAGUUAAUGGAGCUGUAGGCAUUGUUGAGGACAUUCUAUACAAAGAUGGUUCUCAACCACCAAUGAACAUGCCUUCUAUUAUUAUGAUUAAAUUUGACAAGUAUGAGGGACCUGGAAUUGGACCAAAUAAUGUUGUGCCCAUUAGAGCAGUAACAAGAUCAUGGUCAAGUAGUUCUGGUGUUUGUUCAAGACAACAAUUUCCUCUGGUUGCAGCUUACGCAUGUUCCAUUCAUAAAUCUCAGGGAUUAACAUUAGAUAAGGCUGUUGUUGACAUUGGAAGAAGAGAAUUUGCUUUGGGUCUCACAUAUGUUGGUUUGUCUCGUGUGAAAAGCAUAAAAGGACUAAUUUUAGUGCCUUUCACAUAUGAAAGAAUUUCAACAGCAAUUAGUAACAGGCCAGAGUUGGUUCAAAGGAACUUACUUGAAAGAUUGUUCACUGAAGACAACUGA